Molecule: messenger RNA, 81 nt
Organism: Linum tenue
Lineage: Eukaryota; Viridiplantae; Streptophyta; Magnoliopsida; Malpighiales; Linaceae
Source: the annotation of a GenBank genome assembly
AUGCGGGCGAGGAUCAUAUACACAAGGGUUUGUGUAGAAGCAGACCUAACAAAACCUCUUCUCUCUCAGUACAAGAUUUGA